Molecule: messenger RNA, 1863 nt
Organism: Tupaia belangeri chinensis (Chinese tree shrew)
Lineage: Eukaryota; Metazoa; Chordata; Mammalia; Scandentia; Tupaiidae
Gene: ANXA4
Product: annexin A4
Exons: 13
Coding region: 307-1272 (321 amino acids)
Cellular component (GO): vesicle membrane; cytoplasm; plasma membrane
Molecular function (GO): calcium ion binding; phosphatidylserine binding; calcium-dependent phospholipid binding
Source: RefSeq, a predicted model, not a curated record
GUCGGGGCGCCCGAGUGCCCAACGGCUACCACUCGGGGCACGAGCAGGGCGGGCGGUGCCGAACGCGCGGAGCCAGGACUCCAGGUGCGAUCCGCCUUAAAGGGAUUUUCCGGUCCCGUGGCCAGUGGGACAACCAGGAACUUGGGCUCAGUCUCCACCCCGAAGUAGGGCGGAUCCGCCCGGAGUAAGACCCGUUUCCCGGCCCCGACAGGGUGUGAUCUCUGCGGCUCAGCGGACGAGCAGCAGCCCUAUCUAGGCAGAGAGAGGAACUUCUGCCGGAGCGACUGAACUCUGCUCCUGACGGUCAUGGCCAUGGCAUCCAAAGGAGGCACCAUCAAAGCUGCUUCAGGAUUCAAUGCUGUUGAAGAUGCCCAGAGCCUGAGGAAGGCCAUGAAAGGCCUCGGCACCGAUGAAGACGGCAUCAUUAAAGUCCUCGCCUACCGCAACACGGCCCAGCGCCAGGAAAUCAGGACGGCCUACAAGACCAAUAUCGGCAGGGACUUGAUAGAUGACUUGAAGUCAGAACUGAGUGGCAACUUCGAGCAGGUGAUCGUGGGCAUGAUGACGCCCACUGUGCUGUACGACGUGCAGGAGCUGCGAAGAGCCAUGAAGGGAGCUGGCACAGACGAGGGCUGCCUGAUUGAGAUCCUAGCCUCCCGGUCCCCCGAGGAGAUCCAGCGCAUAAACCAGACCUACCAGCAGCAAUACGGACGGAGCCUGGAGGAUGACAUUCGCUCGGACACGUCCUUCAUGUUCCAGCGAGUGCUGGUGUCUCUGUCAGCUGGCGGCAGAGAUGGAGGAAAUUUUCUGGAUGAUGCUCUCGUGAGACAGGAUGCCCAGGACCUGUAUGAGGCUGGAGAAAAGAAAUGGGGGACAGACGAGGUGAAAUUUCUAACUAUUCUCUGUUCCCGGAAUCGAAACCAUCUGCUGCAUGUGUUUGAUGAAUACAAAAGGAUAUCGCAGAAGGAUAUUGAGCAGAGUAUUAAAUCUGAAACGUCCGGCAGUUUUGAAGACGCUCUGCUGGCUAUAGUAAAGUGCAUGAGGAACAAACCUGCGUAUUUUGCUGAACGGCUUUAUAAAUCCAUGAAGGGCUUGGGUACCGAUGAUAACACUCUCAUUAGAGUGAUGGUUUCUCGAGCAGAAAUUGACAUGUUGGAUAUCCGGGCCAACUUCAAGAGGCUCUAUGGAAAGUCUCUGUACUCCUUCAUUAAGGGUGACACAUCGGGAGACUACAGGAAGGUACUGCUCGUGCUCUGUGGAGGAGAUGAUUAAAAUAAAAUCCCAGGACAGAAGGAUACGCAACACUUUGGAUUUUUUUUUUUUAACUUCAUUUUUCUACACUGCUAUUAGCAUUAUCUCAGAAUGCUUAUUUCCAAUUACAACGCCUACACUUGCCUCCUAGGGUAUAGACUGUCUGUAUUAUUAUUCAUCUAUAAUUAGUCAUCAUGAUGCUUUAAAGCUGUACUUGCCUUUCAAAGCUUAUAAGAUCUAAAGGGAGAUUUAAAAUUAGAAAUAAGAAUGUACUCCAUGUUUUUAACAGAUUACUUCCUCAUUGAGGCUACACAGAAAUGGAAUAUAUUAUUUCAUAUUGUGCUUUACGUGAAAAACUUAAAAUGGAAGACAGUUCAAAAAUCACUUUUUCCCCUAAUCCUGUUUGUAGAGUAGCUCAUAGUGUCUUCAUGUAAAACUGCAAGCACCCAGCUAGGAAGAAUAUCCGUCCCAUUUUCUAUUUUCCACAACCAUAGAUUGAAAGCAUCCAUAAAUAGUAUUAGUUGGUCUUUACUAAAUUUGGCACUUCCUUCCUCACGUCUUAUGUCACAGUCACUCUCUUUGGGUUGAAGUAUACCAAAGUCACCAACUUAC